AUGGAAAAGUUUUCUGAACUGUUAGGAGUGUACGAUGAAAAGCUGCUACUCGUUAUUCCUCCGAAUAUAGAUGACUCUUUGAGCAGCAGCGACGCAAUCGUGAGGGAAGGCUCCAAUGAAACGUUAACUUGUAAAGCCACCGGAUUUCCUACACCUAACGUUAAAUGGAAGAGGGACGAUAAUACCAAAAUUACCAUAAAUAAAACUCUUCAAGUUCUUGAAUGGGAAGGAGAAACGCUGGAGCUAACAAAAAUUUCCAGACUGGAUAUGGGAGCUUACUUAUGUAUUGCCAGUAACGGUGUGCCUCCGACAGUUAGUAAACGAAUCAAAGUUAGUGUAGAUUUUCCUCCAAUGUUAUGGAUUCCCCAUCAGCUGGUAGGAGUUCCUUUAAAUUACGCCGUGACCCUCGAAUGUUUCACAGAGGCGAAUCCAAGUUCCCUAAACUAUUGGACUCGGGAAGACGGCCAGAAUAUGAUACACGAUUCACGAAAGUAUCGCACGGAAAACAGCGUCGGCUAUCCUUCAUAUAAGACCCACAUGAAACUCACCAUUAACAACAUUCAGCAAAGUGACUACGGCACCUAUAAAUGCGUCGCGAAGAAUCCCAGAGGGGAAACUGAUGGGACUAUUAGAUUGUACACUUCAUCACCUCCAACAUCUUCGUCGAGGCCACCAACUACCGACUCUUCAAAAGAUAUUUGGAGCAAAGGAAAUGGUUCUGCUUAUGGAAAUUCUCGGUCGGUUUCUCACGUUUCGGAUAAAGGCUCUAAAUACCAAUCGAAUUUAAAUGAAAUUGACAAAUACGAACAGAAGGCCAAUACGGAUUCGGACACCAAGGGUCAUUUUUAUGAAACUGCUUCUGAAAAUAUGGGAGGUCAUCUUAACUGUAAGUUCUUUUAA
Diabrotica balteata is the source of this 900-nucleotide messenger RNA. NCBI's taxonomy places the organism in Eukaryota, Metazoa, Arthropoda, Insecta, Coleoptera, Chrysomelidae. The record is from the annotation of a GenBank genome assembly.